Pecten maximus is the source of this 2631-nucleotide messenger RNA. RefSeq lists its product as uncharacterized. Bases 730 to 1404 code for a protein of 224 amino acids. Lineage: Eukaryota; Metazoa; Mollusca; Bivalvia; Pectinida; Pectinidae. Gene Ontology annotation, molecular function: zinc ion binding. The transcript has 3 exons. The record is from RefSeq and is a predicted model, not a curated record.
UGAAAAGUUAGGAAUAGUGUUGUGCCGGUUUAAAUUGUAAAUAGUGUACAUAUUGAUGCGGUCGCCUUGCUUCUAGUGGGAGUAAUUUCCCUUUAGCUCAGUCGGCUUUCCUGUUAUUGCGUGGACCCUGCAGUAACAAUAUCAGAUGCAAGAUUCUGGAUGCUAUGGGUUGUUUGCGCAUGUGACAUUCAUGUGAAUGGUUUACGUACUUGCUUGCUUGACCGCCUGACAGCCCAGUCGCUAUCAUCAGCAGCAUUACGUUACAGUGUGGCUGUGAUUACUAAUUGAUGUUACUGUAUAGAAACGUUAUCUUUUAAUUGGCGAGGGGACCGCUGGUUAGGCAUAUGGUUUACGCAUAUUCAUGUGACGCUUGCCUGCGUUAGUCACUAUCAUCAGCAGCCACAAACCCUGUUAUUAUCUUUUAAUAAUGGAGACUGCUGACUGUUUACCUACGAGAUACCGCGCCGGUCAAUGAUUAAUUUGAGUCUGCUCGGUUCUCCUCGGGCUUCAAUAGUGUCUAUUGUUAUCCAGCUAGAAGUCGUUAUCAAUUACGUUCGGUUGCUCUCGGGACUUAACAGCGCAUCAUAACGUUAGCGGUUUACGCAACCCACUCUCCAGCAUCCUGUCCUGACUCCUCGUGGUCGAUCGUCUCCUGAGAACGUCUGCUGACAGACAGGUGAUAUCAAGUGCAAGCUUUCACCAGCUACAACAAAGUCAGUAGACGGAAAUAUGGUGGCCUUUCAAGGAAUGGUCCUCAAGGACAAGGAUGACAAAACAACUGUGGCAAUAUGGGAAGACUUGGUAAACACCAUAGAAAAGGGGCACAUUUUGCAGUUAACCAAGUGUAAAGUUCGACUGUUUAAUGACGAGAAGCGCCUGACUACUACUCGGGGAUCACUUUGUGAGAAAUACAGCCAUGAUGGAACCCUGCAGAAUAUCUCAUCCGAAGAUGACGAUGAUGAUGAGAAUCUGAGCAGUUCUGGUGACAAAUUGCAAAACGGAUCCCUCUGUGCUGUGUACGAUGUUGAUCCUUAUCUUUCUUGCCCCUACCCAGGAUGCAACAACAAGAAACUAUCCACAGUAAAAUGUGAUGACCAAUACAAAAUGUUCUGUUGCUCAUGCAAAGUUACAUACACAGCCAGUAGCUGCAAUCAUUAUUUACGAGUAACCAUGCUGUUUGAAUCAGUCCAAGGAGCAUCAUCUUUCCCAACUGAAACGAAAGUCACAUUAUUCAAACCUGAACUGGACAAGAUUCUGAUUGCCAAUGGCAUUACAACCGAACCAAAUUAUGAAAAUAAAGUGUUGAUAGAAACAAUUGUUAACAUUUUACUAAAGGAAAUUCGCUGCACCAUUAUGAACAACACGGUCAAAAACAUUGUGUGCAAAAGGGUCAUUUCCGAAUGAAUCCCAACUAGUUUGGAGAUUCAUGCAUAAUCACAUAUUCAAAAUGCAAAUUCUUUCCUUCUGGGCAUUUGAUUUAGUGUUGAAGUUAAUUCUUCAUUAGGUGCCUUAGUUUUGUACUUGAUGCUCAGUAUUAUACAUUUAAUAUUGUUGAAGUUUUCAAUUCAGUAGUAGUCUCUUAUUCACUUUAUACACAUUUGUAGGAAUUGUAAAACAAAAUCAGCUUAAGUGUCAUAAAUUAUACUACCUUUGAUAACUCUACUAAAGAAAGACUAUAAAAUUCAUCCUUGGUCUGUGUAGAAAUCGCAAGGAGUAACUAAGCGAUGAUACAAUUUUAAUCUGAAACCAAGGAUGUGGAAAACCUAUAAUUUUCUGCAUCAAGUCUUUUACAGUCUACUGGCAGACUGAACAUUUAAUUGUAUUUUUACAAUAUAGCCCAAUGCAAUUGCUUUAUUUUUAACGUUGGAAGUAGUGAUUGGCUUAACUGGCAAAUACAUUCAUUCUAUAACAUAUAGUUUUGUUAGAAUGAUGACAUUACAUGUUCUGAAUGUCACUUACAUCAAAUCAUUUCAUACAGCACUGGUAAAACUGGGUAAGAAAACUAAAUUAGCUUUAUUAUACAUCUGUAAAAGGAUCGGCUUUUCACCUCAAACCGACACCUUUAAAAUAUUUAUACCCAGGUUCGGUGAUCUUGGGUCCGUCAGGGUCUUACUUUCUGAGCCAUAAUUUGUACGUGAAGUCUGGCAAAUAAACACAAACUCAAGAUAUAUCAAGUUCAGGUAGUUUUAUUAUACAACACUAGUAAUGUGUAAAACACACUGACAUAUAGACAAAUUAUACCACUCUGUCAUACACUCCAACACACAUACUCUGACGUGACAGUAGUGUCUAGUGAACUCUCGGCCACAUGGUCCUAGUUCUAGAAAAUACUAACGGCUACACGGCCAUACUCCUAUAUGAUAGACGACGGUAUAAAAACCUACAAACAAUUCAGAGUCGAAAUAAACUGACGACUACAUGACUGACAUGAAACCUACCCCUAAUGACUGUGACUGGUAAGCUAUUCUUUUCCCUAUACCCUAACAUAAUUAUAUCUAGCAAUACCCUACAUAAUCUACCUACAGCUAUUCCUAUCAGGGAAAGAGAGCCAAACCAGUCUUGUCAAGACUUUAAUUCUGACUACGUGAGUCGGGGAGAGCUGAGCCAGGCAGUCCUAUAAAGACUUUCCAU